Messenger RNA from Trichomycterus rosablanca, 2794 nucleotides. RefSeq names its product phospholipase C, delta 4a (gene plcd4a). Bases 118 to 2385 code for a protein of 755 amino acids. Gene Ontology annotation, molecular function: calcium ion binding; phosphatidylinositol-4,5-bisphosphate phospholipase C activity. Gene Ontology annotation, biological process: release of sequestered calcium ion into cytosol; lipid metabolic process; phosphatidylinositol-mediated signaling. The transcript has 16 exons. The record is from RefSeq and is a predicted model, not a curated record. NCBI's taxonomy places the organism in Eukaryota, Metazoa, Chordata, Actinopteri, Siluriformes, Trichomycteridae.
CUGUCUGGAUGUCCUUUCUGGCAGUAUGCUGAUAGUGCAGAAACCCUCAGAAACGUGGCUGAGUCCCUCGACCAGUCCCCUGUUGUGGCUAAAUGUUGAAGAGUGACACGGCGGUAGAUGGCGGCUACCCAGGGUUUCAUCCACGUGCAGGUGGAUCCUGACCUUCAGUCCAUGCAGGUGGGGUCAGUAAUGCGUAAGGUGAAGUCUCGCACCUGGAAGAAGCAGCGCUAUUUUCGCCUGCAGGAUGACUGCACCACCAUCUGGUAUAAGAGCAAAAAGGCGGGCAAUGCCCAGUCUACGUUCUCAAUAGGUGACGUGGAGGCCGUUCGUGAGGGUCACCAGUCCGAAGUUCUGCUCAGCAUUGCUGACGAGUUCCCACCGGACCGCUGCUUCACGCUGGUUUUUCGAGGCCGGCAAGGCAACCUGGACCUGGUAGCUGAGUCAGCAGAGGAGGCACAGUCAUGGGUGAACGGGGUGCGCAAACUCAUCAGCAGCCUGGAGAACAUGGGCCAGAGAGAGAAACUGGACCAGUGGAUCUGGGACUGGUUUAAGAAGGCGGAUAAGAACGGAGAUGGCAGGAUGAACUUUAAGGAGGUUAGAGACCUGCUAAAGAUGAUGAACGUGGACAUGAAUGAGGACCAUGCGCUGCGGCUCUUUACGAUGGCGGAUAAAUCAGAGUCAGGUACACUGGAGGAUGAUGAGUUUGUGCUCUUCUAUAAGAUGCUGACUCAGAGGGAGGAAGUGCUCAAGAUCUUUCAGGAUUUCUCCAGUGACGGACAGACUCUUUCACUGCAAGAGCUGGAGGAGUUUCUACAGAAAGCACAGCUGGAGCAGCACAACACACAUCAGCAUGCAAUGAAACUCAUUGAGCACUACGAACCCUCUGAACCUGCUAAGCUGCGUCAGGCCAUGACGAUUGACGGCUUGUUGAUGUAUUUGAGUUCGUCCGAAGGCUCCAUCUUCAACCCAGCUAUGCAGCAGCUCUACCAGGACAUGAACCAGCCGCUAUGUCACUAUUUCAUUUCCUCCUCCCAUAACACCUACCUGCUGGAGGACCAGCUACGGGGACAAAGCAGCGUUGAGGGAUACAUACGGGCUUUGAAGCGAGGCUGCCGCUGUGUAGAAGUGGAUUGCUGGGACGGUCCAAACGGAGAACCCAUUGUCUACCAUGGACACACAUUUACCUCCAAGAUCCAGUUCAAAGAUGUCGUCACUGUCCUGGGAAACUACGCCUUCAUAGCAUCUGAGUACCCAGUGAUCCUGUCUAUAGAGAACCACUGCAGUGUGGAUCAGCAGAGAGUGAUGGCCCAGCAUCUCACACACAUCUUGGGGGACAAACUGUUAAGGAACUCUCUGGAGGGCAAAAGAAGUGCAAAUGUUCCUUCACCUGAGGAUCUGAAGGGUAAGAUCUUGCUGAAGGGAAAGAAGAUUGAUGGAAUUGAAGAGAAUCUGAAAGGUGUUGUGGAAGACUCUCUGACAGCGGAGGUCAGCGAUGAAGAGGAAACAGUGGAAAUGGACGAAGAGAACCGUCACAAAGACUGCAUCCGCCGCAAAACCAAGAAAUCAGAGCGUCUGUCUAAAGAGUUGUCGGACUGUGUGGUGUACUGCAGGAGCGUUCACUUCAGGGGAUUCAAACCCUCCCGUGUCCAAUCCAAAUUCUAUGAGGUUUCCUCUCUUACUGAGUCUAAAGCUAGGAAACAAAUGAAAGAAGCAGGAGCAGAGUUUGUGCAUCAUAACACUCGGCACCUGACCCGUGUUUACCCCAGUGGCUUGAGAACCGACUCCUCCAACUUUAAUCCACAGGACAUGUGGAAUGCAGGGUGCCAAAUUGUCGCUCUAAAUUUCCAGACGGCUGGUGUAGAGAUGGAUCUAAACGAUGGGCUCUUCAGUCAGAACGCUCGCUGUGGUUAUGUACUGAAACCAGCGUUCAUGCGAAACACAGACAAGCGGUUCGAUCCCGAACACCCUCAGAUUCGAGAGGACUACACUCCUCUGGCUCUUACCAUAAAGAUAAUCAGUGGACAGCAGCUGCCCAAGGUAAACCUGAAGGAAGGCUCUAUAGUGGAUCCGCUGGUGCGUGUGGAGAUUCACGGAGCGCCGAUGGAUCAGGCCAAGCAGGAGACACGCUACAUUGAAAAUAAUGGAUUUAACCCAAUAUGGAAUGACACUCUGAACUUCACCAUUCACGUACCUGAACUGGCUCUGGUGCGCUUUGUAGUAGAGGAUUAUGAUAAAACAUCGAAGAAUGACUUUGUAGGACAGUUCACACUGCCUUUCUCCUGCAUACAACAAGGCUAUCGUCACAUCCACCUCCUAUCCAAAGAUGGUACCAGCAUCCCUCCAUCCUCACUCUUUGUUCACAUCCGGAUUAAAGAAGCAAUUUAAAACUUCCAGGCAUAUACCAGGCAGUUUAGUGUCUUCCCAGUCGCCACUGAUGAAGCAUGACCAUUACCAGUACACAGUAUAUCACAACCUGAUGUAGGUUGUUUGCAUGUACUGUAAGCUUUAAUGUGACACUAUAGUUUAGAAUAUUGCUGCUUCCUGAUGAUUUACCAGUUUAAAUAGUUCGCCAAAUGUGUUUUUUUGACGUAUAGAUUUAGCUGAUUUGCAUGACAAAAGAAUUUCAGUGUUAAAUAUCGUUCAGUGUUAUGUAUGUUUCUUUUGUGCCUCCAUUCUUUAUGGUCACAGACCUUCAAAACAGCACUGGUCUUUAUUUUAUGCUUAUCUGUAACUCUUAAAAAUAAUAAUAAUUAAUAAUUCCAUCUUCAGGUCAUUUUACAUAAUAAAAAUACAU